Messenger RNA from Musa acuminata subsp. malaccensis (wild Malaysian banana), 839 nucleotides. RefSeq names its product ubiquitin-conjugating enzyme E2-17 kDa. The record is from RefSeq and is a predicted model, not a curated record. Gene Ontology annotation, cellular component: nucleus. NCBI's taxonomy places the organism in Eukaryota, Viridiplantae, Streptophyta, Magnoliopsida, Zingiberales, Musaceae. Gene Ontology annotation, biological process: ubiquitin-dependent protein catabolic process; protein polyubiquitination.
GCCGGCACAAUCCAAAUCCCGCCCUAUAAAUAUGCCUCGGGAGCGGCAACCCGCCGAGCGAGAGCGCGAACGAGUCGAUCGAUCGAAGUCCAUUUCUUCGACCUCGGACGAGACCUCGACAAGAUUUGUGAUUCCGAUUGCUAUUGAUGGCCUCGAGGCGGAUUUUGAAGGAGUUGAAGGACUUGCAGAAGGAUCCUCCCACAUCGUGCAGCGCAGGCCCUGUGGCUGAAGAUAUGUUCCACUGGCAAGCAACUAUUAUGGGACCUAGCGAUAGCCCUUUUGCUGGAGGUGUAUUUCUGGUGAAUAUACACUUUCCACCAGAUUAUCCUUUCAAGCCACCCAAGGUGUCCUUCUGCACCAAGGUUUUCCAUCCAAAUAUUAAUAGCAAUGGGAGUAUAUGCCUUGACAUUCUAAAGGAUCAGUGGAGCCCUGCCCUGACUAUAUCAAAGGUGUUGCUGUCCAUUUGUUCCCUUCUGACAGAUCCAAAUCCAGAUGAUCCAUUAGUGCCUGAAAUUGCUCACAUGUACAAGACUGACAGAGCAAAGUAUGAGAUGACUGCCCAGGCCUGGACGCAGAAGCAUGCCAUGGGAUGAGUGCAAUUUGGUGCCUGGUAUGUCAGCAAACUAUGUGAUGUCUGCGAAGAAUGUAUUCUCUUGGUGUGUCUCAACAUAGUAGAUUUCUAUCUCCACCUUUACUGCAUUAAGUUUGCAGUACUGUUGUUAAAUUUGGUCCCAGUGUUGAAGCAUUCCUUGAUACUUACAAAUUGCAGAAUGCUUUUAGUUGAUAUAACUUCAAAAGUGGUUUUCUUUUCCUAAAAUUAAAAAAAAUUCUUCAGUGAA